UUCCGCUUCAGCCCCCGCAUUAGUACCACCCCAGCAGCCCACGCAAUUUCCCAACCGCCAGCGCCCCCGGCCGCGGACACGGCGAGGAAAAUCCUUCCGCCGCCGUCCAGCCAGAUCUCGCUCGCUCCCAGAACCUUCCACCCCACCCCGGCGAGUCGCGGGAUGUCGGAGGAGCCCGCCCCCGCGGCGGACGGCGGGGCCGCGCGGCGGCGGCGGAGGCGGUGGGCGGCGGCCCUCCUCGUGGCGCUCCUCGCCGUGGCCGUGAGCUCCCGCAGCUUCCCCUCCAUUUCGUCCCUCUCGCGCGGCGGAGGCUGCGGCUGCCCCGGCGCGAGGAAGUACACCGGGAUGGUGGAGGACUGCUGCUGCGACUACGAGACGGUGGACGCCAUCAACGAGGAGGUGCUCAACCCCAUCCUGCAGGACCUCGUCGCUCUGCCCUUCUUCAGGUACUUCAAGGUUAAGUUGUGGUGUGACUGCCCUUUUUGGCCUGAUGAUGGAAUGUGUCGGCUUAGGGACUGUAGUGUAUGCGAGUGCCCAGAUAAUGAAUUUCCCGAACCAUUCAAGAAGCCUUACAGUGGCCUUUCUCCUGAAAACAUGAUCUGUCAAGAAGGAAAACCAGAAGCCACGGUUGAUAGAACUCUUGACACCAAGGUUUUCAAAGGGUGGGUCGAAACCGAUAAUCCAUGGACAUCUGAUGACGAGACGGAUAAUGCUGAGAUGACUUAUGUGAAUCUUCAACUUAAUCCUGAACGUUAUACUGGUUAUACUGGUGAUUCAGCUAGAAGGAUAUGGGACGCUAUCUACAAAGAAAAUUGCCCAAAAUAUCCUUCAGAAGAUAUGUGCCAGGAGAAGAAGGCGCUUUACAAGCUGAUUUCAGGAUUGCACUCCUCAAUAUCUGUACACAUUGCUUAUGAUUAUCUUCUUGACGAAUCCGCUAACUUGUGGGGACAUAAUCUUUCAUUGUUGCAUGACCGUGUUCUGAAGUAUCCAGAACGUGUCGAAAAUCUGUACUUCACAUACCUAUUUGUUCUUCGGGCAGUGACUAAGGCAGCAGAUUACCUUGAGCAGGCAGAGUACAACACUGGCAAUCCCGAAGAGGACUUGAAAACACAAUCUUUAGUGAGGCAACUGCUUUAUAACCAGAAGUUAAGAUCUGCAUGCCCGUUACCUUUUGAUGAAGCAAAACUCUGGCAAGGUGAAAAUGGCCCUGAGUUGAAGCAGGAGAUUCAGAAGCAAUUUAGAAAUAUUAGUGCAAUUAUGGACUGUGUUGGUUGUGAGAAGUGUCGAUUAUGGGGAAAGCUUCAAGUUCUUGGGCUUGGAACAGCGCUGAAGAUUCUUUUUUCUGUUGAUGGAGAGAACAAUUUGAAUCAACAGUUCCAGCUGCAGCGAAAUGAGGUCAUUGCACUGGUCAAUCUUCUGAACAGGCUGUCGGAAUCUGUCAAAUUUGUACAUGAAACAGGAUCAUCCAGCCAGGAAAUCAUUAAACAACAGAGCUUUUCAACUUUGCAAAAGGGUGCCUCCUGACCAAAUGUGAAACCGUAAUUCUGCAAAGAUGUAAGUGGGCAAGCUGUAUUCAUAACUCCUCUUCUCCAUACUGGGAGAGUGAUGUACAUGCAGGGAGCAGCUUCCUAGGGUUCUACAAAUCGUAGACAAAAGAUAUAUGGUAGAAAACUUUGGAAGCCAAACAAAGACAAGUUUACCCCUUUUUUCUUUCAGUUUUAGUGGGAGAUGUCCCUUUCAAAUUUUGUAUGUAGUGUAGAUUUCACCUCUUUUCAGUCGAACUUCCAGUUAGCAACAUCUUAUCAUUCCUUUUUUUUUUCUGAGAACUUAUCUUUCCUCCGUUGACUGAUAAUACAUAUGACUGCUAACGAGGUA
This is a messenger RNA of Hordeum vulgare subsp. vulgare (domesticated barley), 1875 nucleotides long. Its product is annotated as endoplasmic reticulum oxidoreductin-1-like. Gene Ontology annotation, cellular component: endoplasmic reticulum; endoplasmic reticulum membrane. Lineage: Eukaryota; Viridiplantae; Streptophyta; Magnoliopsida; Poales; Poaceae. Gene Ontology annotation, molecular function: protein-disulfide reductase activity; FAD binding; thiol oxidase activity. The coding region runs from base 163 to 1524 and encodes 453 amino acids. The record is from RefSeq and is a predicted model, not a curated record. The transcript has 10 exons. Gene Ontology annotation, biological process: protein folding in endoplasmic reticulum.